Molecule: messenger RNA, 1785 nt
Organism: Cooperia oncophora
Lineage: Eukaryota; Metazoa; Nematoda; Chromadorea; Rhabditida; Trichostrongylidae
Source: the annotation of a GenBank genome assembly
AUGAUGAACAAGACAGAAAUGACGUCCGCUCCUUUUCGGAUGCAUUUUUAUGCACUGGAUUUCAAUGAGGAAUUGUCUUUCCUUGGUGGAGCAGUUGUGAGCCGACAGCGGGACUUUCUCAUGAAAGCAAUGGCUGCAGUUGGAAAAAAGUAUUCUCGUAAGAUAGUUUUAAUUGGCCACUCAUUUGGCGGAACUAUCAUUCAUGCAUUGCCAGCUGUGCCCGAUUUCGAUGUUUCCAAAUUAGGUCUAAUAGUAACUUUAGCUGCACCACUUGUUGCUUCACCCGUUGUAAUGGAUGAAUCUAUGGUAGCAUUUUACGAGUCCAUGGAGCAGUCGUGGGUUGUUCGUCGUGAUGAGUUACGCAAGGUUGGAAUGGUUUCGUAUAGUGGUGGCUCGAAGGAUUUUCAAGUACCGGACCAUUUGGCAGCAUUAGCUGGUAGCCAUGUGGUCCACCGCCCUUCCUGGUCUAUUCGCGGAGUGGACACUAGUGCAGAUCACUUAUGCAUCCUAUGGCAUUCUACUCGAAUUCUGUAUAGAUAUGGGUUGGAGGAGAUGAAGGCUCAUCCUCGUUCUGCUCGCACUAUUGUGAAAGAAUUUUUCGAAGAAGAGCGCAGCAAGUUUAUGCAGAAUCUCACUGUGGAUAGCUCAGAUUCGAAAGAAAACUCAACUAAUAGUUUUGUGAAAAUUGGCGUGUUUGAUUACCCAUGGGUCUCACGCGUUUACCGAGGUGCUUUAGAGACGCCGAAGAAAAUUUUCGAAUUGGACUUUCACUCUCCGUAUGCGGUGUAUGACGUGUCUUUAAAAUCGAGUUGUGAUCUGCAAUUAUUGUUCAUCUAUUCGAACUCUCUUGCUCGUUCUGCUACUCAGAAAGGAGAUAUCAAAGCAAUGACCAUAAGCCUUCUCUACACUUCGAACUCAACUUCUGGUCAUAUUGUUAUGGAAGGCAAGUCCGGAUGCGAGUAUGAUAUAAGCAUAAGACCUAACGUAUUCCAUGCUUACUAUUUGAUAUUGCUGUCAAAUGCUCGACUCCUUAUGCACUUCGCAUUUUCCGUCUCUCUGGCUCUUCCCAUUGUUGAAAAACUUGCAGGCACAGCCCAAAUAGACAGUUGUGGACGAAACGGCUUCUAUCUCAACGGGGCGAUCUUGAUUGCUAUCUUUAUAUGUUUCACUUAUAAUAGCUGGCUACUUGAAAUUGUUUUUGCCGCAUCGAUAUUCUACGCGUUAUCGUGCCUCUAUUACCUAUUCGUAAUUGCCAAGUUCCUGAAAGAAUCAGUGUACUUGACAGGACCUACAAUCGCACACUUCUUCAAUAUGGUUUUGACUCUAUUAGUUCUAGUGUUACUUCUUUUCAACGUAUACCUUGCCAAUUCAGCACUGGCAUUGAUUAUGAUUUGGAAUAGAACAUCUGGUCCGUUUUCCAUGAUUCUGGGUGUAGCUGUUGGAAGCGUUUCAGCGGCUUUAGGCCUGGCUGGACCUGCGCGGAGUAGAAGUGAGCACCUAGUAGGCUAUUUCCUGAAGCUAGACCUAUUGGACUUCUAUUCGGUAUUUGACUUUAUUGUAAAUAAUGUAGAUUUUUCGAAUAGUUUUACAGCUCCUGUUCUUUUCUAUACGUUGUCGAGAUUUUUAGGUGUUGUGAAACCUCCGAAGUAUCUAGCUAAUCUUAAAGAUCUUUUCUUAGCUCUUCUGUUAAUAGUUCCUGGUUUUUUGUCUAGUCAAGCCUCAUUGUCUUUGGAAGCCUCUGCAGUAGCUGGCUCAUUUUUACUUACAAUUCUUUCUUUGCUUUAG